GGAGUUAGAUAGCGUGAGCUGAGAGGAGAGUGGGAGAGAGUGAGAGAGAGAGAGAAAAAGAGAGAGAGAGAGAGCUAGAGAAAGAGAGAGCGGGAGAGAAAAAGAGAGAGAGAGAGAGAGAGUAGGAGGAAUGAAAGAUAACAGUUUGUGUGUGCACGUCUGCAUCAAAACUGAAUGCACUUCCUUCCAGUUCGCUGCAUCAACACCAGAGCACUCUGUUAAACUGGGGACCAACAAGGUUUCUUGACACAUGCCAUUGAGGACAAACCGUGGCACAAGAAUCUGUCAGCCUCAACAUUCGAGCUCCGGCACACUCUGAAGAACGCUCUGUUCCCAUUCAUCAGGGACCUUCUUGACUCCUUGGCCCAUUAGCUUUGUCAGGUACAUUAAGCCAAUUGAAUCGUUUGGAUUAAAGAACACGUCCAUAAAUGGAUGAAGAUACUGUAGCGACGUCCAUUGUCAAGACGCAGACAUGAUGAUGAUAUGUGAGAGUACUGUCUGAAAGUGCUGGAGAAGAAUACCUGGCAUCUCCAUGGCGACUAAUGGCCUAAAAAGUUCCCCUUCUGUUCCUGAGACGCUCCCACCCAAGAAGAGAAACUCGCGAGACAACUCCAAUGAACUUCCUUCGGAACACGUUUUCAAGACCCCUUCGCCCUUCUGGAACCAGAACGGCUAUAAGAGAGUCAGGAGGUCUAGGGAACCGGUGCCUGUUCCUCUCUUAGAGCCUCAUAUACCACAAGUGUAUCACCCACAGUGGCCUGAAGUGGCCUCCGCCCUAAACCCUGCACUUUCACAUGCAUUGUCGGAUGGUGGUACAUUCCCCUCUUGGGGGCAUCAUUUCACAAGUAGUGAACGGCUCCAGAACCUACCCAACUACCCAGAUAACAGCGAUCCCAUGAGGUUGCACAACUUGUACAGCUCUCCAUACUAUUACAGUUAUAUUCCAGCAGAACCAAGGGAUGUGUUUCUUAAAAGCUACCACAGAAGGCUCACUGGACGCAGUCAAUACAGCACACCAGUUGUCAGGCCCGUCCCUCAGUCUUUAGCGUGCCAUUACAGCAGAGGGAUUCUCAGCAAAGACAGCCUCAGUGGGGAAGAAGCGAGGCACCGGUUUGAAGGCGAGAGAGUGACUCAGUGGCAUGAAAGACUGCAGAACCAAAGAGCCGCACAAGAAUGGAGACCGAGGAAGAGGGACUAUACAAGGGACUCUGUAAAGUGGGACUCCAUACAAUGGAUUCCCGAGUCUGGAACUGAACCCUCCAGACACAAGCAGUACUCAGAGUCAAAGGAAGACCUGUCACAGAACCAAGACGGCAGGACAGGGGACGUAUCAAACAACGAUGACAGGAGGACAGCAGAUCUCCACCAGCAGCUCCACCAGCAGCAGCAGCAGCAGCAGCUUCCUGUGACUCACCCCUCAUGUUCCAGCACCAAGCACUCAAAGUGGGGCACCGAGGAACAAGCAGGAGAGCAGCUCCCCCUGCUGGCCAGGAAUGAAAGCACCGAGGCCCACAAGCAGUUGGCUUCCACCUGGCAGAUGUCUCGCUUCAUGGAGGGCUCUCUGAUUGAGCUGGUAGGUGGGAAGCUGAAACGAGUGCAGGACUUAAAGAUGGAGGACUUUGAGAGCUGUACCGAGUCAUGCCCGGAGCUGAGUCUGAGGAGAUUUACUGUGCAGAAGAUCACACACUCACACAAAUGCCCUGGACUGACCUCUUUGGAGGUGGAGCUGGCAGAUGAGCACCACUUGAAGUUAUCUCUGGAGGUGUGUGAGGAGUACCCGUUUUACGUGUGUGGCCGUGGUUGGUCUUCAUGCAGCCCUGAGAGGACGGCCCACCUGUGCUGCCUGCACUGCCACCAGCUCCAGCUGGGGGACGUCUGUCUGGCCUUAACACCUGUGCCUGCACCACCUGCCGCGUCUACCCUGCCCUGUAAAGAGGAGGUUGAUGAGGGGAACCUGCAUCAGGGGAACAGUGCAGAACAGUCAGCAGAGGAAGUGCGAGCGGGGAAACAGAGGAAGAGACACCGCUCGGCUCCUGAACUCAGGAAUUUACUACAAUGUGAAACAAGACCGUAGAGUCACAUUUUUUAUAAUGGGACAUUGUAUAAUCAUAUUUUUUUUAUUACUGCUGUCCUUAGAAAACCAGGUACAGUGCCUUGCAAAAGUAUUUAACCCCCUUAAAAGUCCAUAGAUUCAUCCUUUACAGGAGAGAGAUAAAACCUUCUAAAUUUUCAAUGGAAAUCAAUGUAAAAGGAGUUCAUUUUAGGUAUUUUUUAAGUAUUUCAAUUGGACUGUUCAUUAAAAAAAAAGGUACAGUGUAUGGGACAGUUUGUGCAUUCAAAUUUUGUAGUAACCUAAAAUCGACAAAAAUAAAGAUACUUGUUUUUCACUGGACAGCGACUGUAUAUAAAGUAUAUACCUUAGUAUUAGUGUGUAGUACACAAUUGGGACACAGUCUUGCUUUGACUUUGUGCUUGAGAUCAUUGUCCUGCUGAAAUGUGAAGAAGGCUUUCCUAAUUAGUUAGCAAGCAUUGCUAAAUCAUUCUGUAUAUUGUCCCAGUUUUAACAAACUCCAC
This is a messenger RNA of Astyanax mexicanus (Mexican tetra), 2574 nucleotides long. RefSeq lists its product as uncharacterized. The transcript has 3 exons. Lineage: Eukaryota; Metazoa; Chordata; Actinopteri; Characiformes; Acestrorhamphidae. Gene Ontology annotation, molecular function: protein binding; RNA binding. Gene Ontology annotation, biological process: regulation of DNA-templated transcription. The coding region runs from base 533 to 2074 and encodes 513 amino acids. The record is from RefSeq and is a predicted model, not a curated record.